UGAACCAGCGCAUACACUGCCAGUUAUGAGCGCAGAAGCUGUUGCAGACUGACAGCAGCAGCAGCAGCAGCGGGGCACGGGCAGGGUUGCCAGCACUUGAGUGUAAUUCUGUGUGGGAGGAGGAUGGGUGUGUUAGAGAGCAUCCAGCCUUUUCUCCUCACACGCUCUGCCGUGCGCUCAUACUGAAGACAAAGCGCGGAGAGGAGUCCACCUCUCCAUGUGACGCGCAACAGUCCCCUCAGUGCCUGUCCUGCUGUUUCUUCUUUUCUCCUGAUCUACGCUCCAUGGACAGUUAACCAGGUGCUUCCCCCACAUCCUUCCGUCCUCCCUCAUCUCCAGCUUUCAACAUCAGUGAAGUGGCUGCCUCACCCGUCCGAACCGGAGGCCGCCUGGUCUCUGAUCUGGUCUCUGGAGUCUCCGGAGACUCGGCGCGCACCGUCAGGACCAGACUGUGCGGCUCUCGGAUCAGACCCGAGCCACCCCGAGAUCUGGCGAUGGAGCUGAUGGAGGAAGACGGUUUGGACAAGCUUGAGGACAUGUCAUCGGUGUACGACUUCGACCCGAUCACCGGAAACAUCCCAGCCACCAAAGUGGAAAUCACCGUCUCGUGCAGAAAUCUGCUGGAUAAAGACACAUUCUCCAAGUCAGACCCAUUGUGCGUGCUCUAUACACAGGGUGUUGAAACCAAACAGUGGAGGGAGUUUGGAAGAACAGAGGUGAUAGACAACACCCUGAACCCUGACUUUGUUCGAAAGUACAUUUUGGACUACUUUUUUGAGGAGAAGCAGAACCUCCGCUUCGACUUGUACGAUGUGGACUCUAAAAGCCCAGACCUAUCCAAACAUGACUUCUUGGGUCAGGCAUUCUGUACUCUUGGGGAGAUCGUUGGAUCACCGGCCAGUCGACUGGAGAAAUCACUGGGAGGGAUCCCAGGGAAGAAGUGUGGCACCAUCAUCCUGUCUGCUGAGGAGCUGAGCAAUUGUCGAGACAGUGCCACCAUGCAGUUCUGUGCCAACAAGCUGGACAAGAAAGACUUCUUUGGCAAGUCGGACCCUUUCAUGGUCUUCUACAGAAGCAACGAGGACGGAACGUUUACUAUCUGCCAUAAAACAGAGGUCGUGAAGAACACAUUAAAUCCAGUGUGGCAGCCGAUCACUAUCCCAGUGCGAGCGCUCUGCAAUGGAGACUAUGACAGAACAAUCAAGGUGGAAGUGUACGACUGGGAUAGGGACGGCAGUCACGACUUCAUUGGGGAUUUCACAACCAGCUACCGAGAGCUAGCUCGAGGGCAAAGUCAGUUCAAUGUGUAUGAGGUGAUUAAUACCAAGAAGAAAAUGAAGAAAAAGAAAUAUGUCAACUCUGGAACAGUGACCCUGCUCUCGUUCUCAGUGGAGUCGGAGUUCACGUUUUUAGAUUACAUCAAAGGAGGGACGCAGAUCAAUUUCACUGUGGCCAUCGAUUUCACAGCAUCUAAUGGUAACCCCUCACAGUCCACCUCGCUGCACUACAUGAACCCAUACCAGCUCAACGCCUACGCCAUGGCCCUGAAAGCUGUGGGGGAGAUCAUCCAGGACUAUGACAGCGACAAGAUGUUCCCAGCUCUGGGCUUUGGAGCCAAACUGCCCCCUGAUGGACGUGUUUCACAUGAGUUUCCACUGAAUGGAAACAUUGAAAAUCCAUACUGUAAUGGUAUUGAGGGUAUUUUAGAGGCAUACCACCAGAGUCUGAAGACGGUGCAGCUGUACGGGCCGACUAACUUUGCUCCUGUGGUGAACCAUGUUGCCAGGUAUGCAGCGGCGGUGCAGGACGGCUCCCAGUACUUUGUGCUCCUCAUCAUCACAGACGGCGUCAUUUCGGACAUGGCGCAGACCAAGGAGGCCAUCGUAAACGGUGCCAAGCUUCCCAUGUCCAUCAUCAUAGUUGGAGUUGGUCAGGCGGAGUUUGACGCGAUGGUGGAGUUGGACGGCGAUGACAUCAGGAUCUCGUCUCGGGGGAAACUGGCUGAGAGAGACAUUGUUCAGUUUGUUCCCUUCAGAGAUUAUAUGGACCGCACAGGCAACCACGUGCUCAGUAUGGCUCGGCUUGCCAAAGACGUGCUAGCAGAGAUACCUGACCAGUUCAUCUCCUACAUGAAGAGCAGAGGGAUCAAACCUAACCCGGCGCCACCUCCCUACACACCGCCUGGACACACACACCACCACACACAGAUCUGAAGCCCUCAUCGUCUCAUCUCUUCACUGAGGACUGUUAGCAUGCAGCAGCCAAUCAGAGUCCAGUGGGAACUCUUUGCCUCCUGUUUUAUGAUGCAAACAGGAGCUGAUGCACCGGGAAAUGGGGGUUGAUAUCGUAAUGUAUCAUCUCAGUGACUUAUGGAGCAGCCUUUGGGUUUCUUUUCUGGUAUUUUCUUCUGUUUUAUAUUCAUUUGGCUGAGCUUUCCGGGACUCAUGAGUGAAAGCCUUUACUUCGACACUGAGGCGGUGACUGUUUCGCAUCUGGUUUGACAGCAGGUUGUUUUAAAAAGGUCAUGUUGUGGUUAAAACUUGUGCCUGUUUGUGGUUGUUUCUCUAAAUGUAUCAGGACGUGAACUUUGACUCAAGCCUCGCUGAUCAGUCAUAGGUGUGGCCUAACGCAGUGAUACUUUUAGGCACCUUUUUUCCCUCCUACAAAUAGAUUUUUAUAUUUUGGAAAUAUCUCAAUAUGUACUGAUGCCUCAGUUAUGAUGGAGGAAAUCGACAGGUGUGCAGUGUACAGAUAAUAAUGUUGAAUCUAAAUCAGGCUUUUCAUACCAUGAGGAGUCACAUCCUCUCUUCUUUACUAUGUGAAUGUUUCUUAGAGCAUGUUGUAUGAGAAUGAAUUACUUCCCCUAUCUUAGCAUAUAUAUAAAUAUACUCUCGAAUGUUAUUCCGAGUGGCAUGGGCAUUUGAUAGAUAUGUUAUAAACCAAUCGUUAUUGAAAUGGCCACAAAUUAUUUUCAGUUGUUUGCAUAUAUAAAGCACAAGACAACUCGUCUCCAUAAUAAGGAUAGCAUUAUGAAUCCCUUUGACUGCUGCUAUUUAAUGUUUCUGAACAAAGUACCCAGUUUAUUCAUGCAAGUCAUGUUGCACUGCAGCUGAGCUUAACAUAACACAUGGCCCUAGCUUGUUUAGAGGAGCAGUGUGUAAAAGUUAGAGGCGUCUUUAAAAGCAAGGCUGCAGAUUGUAGCACACUAAUAACCGUUCCCCCUCACCCUCCCCAUCCAAGUGUGCUGGAAAACCUGUGAUUGUAAUGAAAAAAACAAACAAAAGGGCUGUGCACCAUGGUGGUGAUUAUGGAGCCAGUCUCUCUGUAGAUUAAAGGGGCUCAUUUCAAAUACACAAGACUCUUACUUUGGAUCCUCUAGGAUCAAUAAAAGUACACUUAUAAGUAUAACAUACAUUUUUUUUCAAUAGAUCCAAGCUAUUCAUUAAUGUUCUGCUUCAGGGUUAAUUCCAACCACCACAAAUACUAGAGAUGCACGAUAUGGAUUUUGAUAUGGAACACCAAUAAUCAAUAAUAACCUGCUCUUGAUGGCCAAUAAGACAUUUUUAUACUUUUUUUUAAAACUUCAUAAUGUGUAGUAUGUGCAAACCUGAUGGUAAGAAA
Notolabrus celidotus (New Zealand spotty) is the source of this 3621-nucleotide messenger RNA. It is a transcript of the gene cpne5b, whose product is annotated as copine Vb. The transcript is spliced from 21 exons. NCBI's taxonomy places the organism in Eukaryota, Metazoa, Chordata, Actinopteri, Labriformes, Labridae. Gene Ontology annotation, molecular function: calcium-dependent phospholipid binding. The record is from RefSeq and is a predicted model, not a curated record. Gene Ontology annotation, cellular component: plasma membrane. Gene Ontology annotation, biological process: cellular response to calcium ion. Bases 495 to 2213 code for a protein of 572 amino acids.